AUGCAAGCCUGGAAUUUGACGGACAUCGAGAACCUUGCCGAGCCGAUAGAGGUGACUACCUCUCGCCGCGGCGAGACCGGCGCGUACGAGCACCGCGUCGGGUACAGGGCGCUGGUCGACGUCCACGGCCGCCGCUCCGGGCCGUCUCGCUUCUGGCGCUGGCUUCCUGACACCUACCUCGAUCAGCUUAGCCGCAAACACCCGGCUGCAAACCUGCGGGCGCAGGCCGCGAUUACCACGCGCUCCUACGAGCACAGCCUCGACUGCGAGCCAGCGUCCGAGAGCGACGACGGCUGGGGCUACACGCCAGACCCCGCCGCCGACGCGUCGACGAUCCGCGUCCGGCUGCGCGGGCAGCCUGCCUUCGCUGCCGUCGAGGCGCUGGACGACGAGACGUCUGCCUCAUCGCAGACGAGCACGCCGGCCAGCGCCACAAAGGUGCGGCGGCGGCGAGGCGGCGAGGGCGAGGCGUGCGUGCAGCAGGAGGGAGGCUGCGUCGAGUGCUCCUCGGCCGCCGAGGAGGAGGCCGCCGCUCAGCAGCCGGGGGCGAGGACGCCACCACCUCCCGGCUUGCGCGAGAUGCCCCUCUCGGCCGGCUGA
Emiliania huxleyi CCMP1516 is the source of this 600-nucleotide messenger RNA. RefSeq lists its product as hypothetical. The transcript is spliced from 2 exons. The record is from RefSeq and is a predicted model, not a curated record. The coding region runs from base 1 to 600 and encodes 199 amino acids. NCBI's taxonomy places the organism in Eukaryota, Haptophyta, Isochrysidales, Noelaerhabdaceae.